Stylonychia lemnae is the source of this 573-nucleotide messenger RNA. NCBI's taxonomy places the organism in Eukaryota, Ciliophora, Spirotrichea, Sporadotrichida, Oxytrichidae. The record is from the annotation of a GenBank genome assembly.
AUGAAGAAAGUAAAUUACUUCUUUAACAAAUUUUAAGACAUUAGAGUAGAGGAUAUUAACUUGGAUAAAUAAGCGAUUAAAGGAUCUGUGUAAAUUAAAAGCAGUUUGAACGUGCCUGACAAGAAAAAUACAGCGAAGUCAAAGGAAUUACUAGAUUAAUCCUAGUUUAAUACCAGAAAUUACAGAGACAUGGAGGAGGAAAUACUUAGAGAGAUUAGUGCAGUCCAUCAGAUUGAUAGAAAUCUAAAUACCACAGAGCUCAAUUCAUUGCAGUAUGAUUUUGAGGAUAUAUUGAAGAGUGAUCAACUCGAAUUACUUUGUAAUAAUUCAUAUGAACUCCAAUUAUUAGAGCUUUAACAGUACCAGAGUCAAGACCCAAAUGGCAAUGGAGUCAAUACGUUAACAGAUAACUUCGACAUGCUUGAUCAAUUUAAAUCCCCUAUUCUAUCAAACAAGAUAAAGUCAAAUUAUGAUGAAAAGUAUAGAAUUAGAGGGUAAAUAUAAAAAAUUAAAAAGGGAAUUUAUAUAGGAAUCAUUAACCUAGACAUUCAAAUCUCUCCAUUGAAAGUUUGA